AAAUAGGCCUGAAAUGGAUUCAACUCACAUCGAGCUUCUCGAACAGUUUGUUCGAUUGCUCAAGGGAAAUCCUUCUCUUAUCCACGAUGAUAAACUUCAAUUUUUCAAAGACUACCUAAUAAGUAUUGGAGCUAAAAUUUCACCCAAACCUGAAACUAACGGAGCUGAUGCUUCGGCUUCCGAAUCAGCCAGCUACUCACCGAAGCCAAAUAAAACCGAAACAACGGAAACAAGUAAACCGGACGUUGAACCAGAAAUACCACCUCCAGAGUACGACAUGGGUUAUGUGAUCGAGGAAGGCGAGUAUGAAGAGGUUGAGCUGCCUGCCGAAGAAGGGGAAGUAACCGAAGAAAUGGCGGACAAAAGCAGUGAACUCAGAAGCCAAGCUAUGUCUGCUUUAAGUGACGGGAAACUGGAGGAGGCCUUAAAUCUGUUUACCGAAGGUGUCAAAUGCAACCCAAGUUCGGCGCCAAUUUUGGCAAAAAGAGCAAGCGUGUUGUGUAAACUCAAGCGACCUUCAGCUGCACUUAAAGACUGUGACCGUGCGCUGAAGUCGAACCCUGAUUCGGCAGUGGCGCUUAUGUGGCGAGGCAGAGCCAACAUGCUGCUCGGGAAUUUCGAGGACGCUCAAAAAGAUUUCAGCCAGAGUGCGAGAAUUGACUCAAACGAAGUUUUGGAGGAUUGGAUCAGAGAAAAUAAACCAAAUGCUACCAAAUCGAGAGACCACAAAUUAGCAGUUGAACGUCAAUCAAAAGAGAGGAUGAUUAAAGAAAAACAAGAGCGUUUGAGAAAAGCGAAAGAGGAGAACGAGAAGGCGGCUCGCGAGGCAGCGGCGGCGGGAGCAACAGGAGGAGGAAUGCCAGAUUUCGGAGCUGGAUUCCCACCCGGAGCAGACGCCGGAGGGGCUGGAAUGGGUGGCAUGCCGGGAAACCUGCAAGAUCUUUUUAGCGACCCAGAAAUCAUGAUAGCUAUGCAGGACCCAGAAGUGAUGAAUGCUUUCAUGGACGUACAGAAGGAUCCGAACAACAUUGCAAAGUAUGCCGGAAACCAGAAGGUGCAAAGUGUGCUGGAAAAACUGGCCAUGAAAUUCGGUGGGGGAGCAGGAUCGGCCCCGGGCGGCUUUGGAAUGUGAAUAGAUUCUUAAACAAACAUGUUGAGCAUUUAGAAAUAUAUGGAAACGGUCGCAGAAAAUAAGUUUCGAAUCUUGAGUGAUUGCAUUAAUUAGCUCAGUGAAAAUUCGGCGAAUGUGCAUAUUUUAAAAGAAAGAAUUGCCUGGAAUUUUUGAAAUUGCGAAAAAAAAACCCGGACGACAUUAGGCAUUAUUUUCUAAAUGCUCGUCGCCGCCUGAACAUAAAAUUAUAUUUUGUAAAUGAUGAAAUGGCUGACUAAAAGAAAUCUGUAAACUUUUGAAUGUUGACAAUGUGUUGUUCGUUUAUACCUUGAAUCGUUGUUUAUCCUCUGAAGACCUUAAUUAAAAAUUUG
Symsagittifera roscoffensis is the source of this 1482-nucleotide messenger RNA. Its product is annotated as hsc70-interacting protein-like. The transcript is spliced from 9 exons. The record is from RefSeq and is a predicted model, not a curated record. Gene Ontology annotation, molecular function: protein dimerization activity; Hsp70 protein binding. NCBI's taxonomy places the organism in Eukaryota, Metazoa, Xenacoelomorpha, Acoela, Convolutidae. The coding region runs from base 14 to 1132 and encodes 372 amino acids.